CCCGCUAGUCGUCUACUAUGCUCAAUGCUGCCACCCUGCGGUGGAUGCUGGAGGUAGUAAACAAACGACGAACGUAGAACGCACGACGCAGGCGUAGGUUUUUCUUUACGGAAUCUGGUUUCGUGGAGCUGCCUGAAAGACUGCGUCCACAAUGAAGUUGAACAAAUAUGUGUCUGCGUCUAGAAGACAAAACAGAAAGAGGCACUUCACCGCCCCUUCGCACGUGCGGAGGCGACUCAUGUCCUCGCCGUUGUCCAAAGAACUGAGGUCCAAGUACAACGUCAAGACCAUGCCCAUUAGAAAGGACGACGAAGUCCAGGUUGUGCGUGGUCACUACAAGGGACAGCAGGUUGGAAAGGUGGUGCAGGUGUACCGCAAGAAAUUUGUUGUCCACAUUGAAAGGAUUCAGCGCGAGAAGGCCAACGGUGCCAGCACCUACGUCGGCAUCCACCCCUCCAAGGUGGUUAUCGUUAAGUUGAAGAUGGACAAGGACAGGAAGAAAAUUAUUGAACGUAGAGCUGAGGGCCGCGCAAAGGCUAAGGGUUUGGAAAAGGGCAAGUACAGUGAGGAGAGCGCUGCUGCGGCGACCACUGGCACUGCCAUGGAAACGUCGUAAUUUUCCUUAUUCUUUGUAUCAUCUUAAAAAAAUAAAAAAUAAAAAAAUGAUAA
Messenger RNA from Cloeon dipterum, 669 nucleotides. It is a transcript of the gene RpL26, whose product is annotated as ribosomal protein L26. NCBI's taxonomy places the organism in Eukaryota, Metazoa, Arthropoda, Insecta, Ephemeroptera, Baetidae. Gene Ontology annotation, molecular function: structural constituent of ribosome; RNA binding. Gene Ontology annotation, cellular component: cytosolic large ribosomal subunit; ribosome. The record is from RefSeq and is a predicted model, not a curated record. The transcript is spliced from 4 exons. Gene Ontology annotation, biological process: cytoplasmic translation; ribosomal large subunit biogenesis. Bases 152 to 616 code for a protein of 154 amino acids.